This is a messenger RNA of Castor canadensis (American beaver), 4822 nucleotides long. NCBI's taxonomy places the organism in Eukaryota, Metazoa, Chordata, Mammalia, Rodentia, Castoridae. The record is from RefSeq and is a predicted model, not a curated record.
UAGGUUCAGGGUUCGAGGGGGAGUCCCAUCUCCACCUCCAACCCCUGGCACACAACCUCACUGGUUCCCUGAGAGCCGCUGCCUCCAGCUUCACCAUCGACUGCGUGGAUGGCAGGCUGAUGACCUGACACCUUCAGACCUCAAGUUUCCAUGUCUGGGAAAUGGUAAAGGGGUAUGGAGUUUGGAGGUGGUGACUUGAUGAGCACUGGUCAGAGUUGCCAGGUUUCAGUUCAAGUCUGCUGCCUAAGUGACCCUGAAUAAGUCACUGUACCCCUGUAUUCCCUAUCUGUAAACCAGGGCAGUAACUGUCCACCUCCUGGGGUUGUCAGGCAGGCAUUGUUACUGUAGUUAUUAAUAUCAUUUGCUCUCCCUCCAGCACUUUGGGUUUCUCUUAAGUCUCCAGAAAGUAUUUUGGACCAACUGUCUGUUGUUAGAGGGGUAAGACUCCAAGCAAAUGGAAACCAAAUUUCCUAUUAUUGGUCACUGUGCAUUCCAGGUGUUGAAAGAAAGCCAGCGAAGUGAGGACAGAGACGUAGAGAGACGUGCAGAGACAUACAGAGGGACGGAGACCCGGCGAGGUACAGAGAGACGUGGAGAGAAAUUAAGCAAGACAGGACAAUCGGACAAGGACAAGUUUAGGUGCCCCUGGAGCUCCAGCCCCGCCUUCAUGCCCGGCAGGUUUCCCACCUGGCCCAUCCUCCCAGGUCAGCUGCAGCCAGUGCUGCAGACCAUCUGACUUGCAGUCCCAGGAGCGACUCUUGACCAUUGUCUGCAGACAAGGAUGGCCCAGGUCCUGCAUGUGCCAGCCCCAUUCCCAGGGACCCCCGGCCCAGCCUCCCCACCCUCCUUCCCUGCCAAGGAUCCUGAGCCACCCUACUCAGUGGAGACACCCUACGGCUACCGCCUGGACCUGGACUUCCUCAAGUAUGUGGACGACAUUGAGAAGGGCCACACACUGCGCCGGGUGGCCGUGCAGCGCCGCCCCCGCCUGGGCUCACUGCCCCGCGGCCCCGGCUCCUGGUGGACGUCCACCGAGUCACUGUGCUCGAAUGCCAGCGGGGACAGCCGCCACUCAGCCUACUCCUACUGUGGCCGGGGCUUCUACCCGCAGUACGGUGCCCUGGAGGCCCGUGGGGGCUUCAACCCACGAGUGGAGCGCACUCUGCUGGAUGCCCGGCGCCGCCUGGAGGACCAGGCGGCCGCACCCCCUGGCCUAGGCUCCCUGACCCCCAGCGCGGCUGGCUCCACAGGCUCCCUGGUGGGAGUGGGGCUGCCACCCCCAACGCCACGCAGCUCGGGGCUGUCCACGCCGGUGCCACCUAGCGCUGGGCAUCUGGCACACGUGCGGGAGCAGAUGGCGGGUGCCCUGAGGAAGCUGCGGCAGCUGGAGGAGCAAGUGAAGCUGAUCCCCGUGCUCCAAGUGAAGCUGUCGGUCCUCCAGGAAGAGAAGCGACAGCUCACGGUGCAGCUCAAGAGCCAGAAGUUCCUGGGCCACCCAUCAGGGACCCGGGGCCGCAGUGAGCUGUGCCUGGACCUCCCGGAGCCCCUUGAGGACCCCGUGCCAUUGGAGACCCGCAGUGUGGGUACCUGGGUCCGAGAACGGGACUUGGGCAUGCCCGAUGGGGAAGCUGCCCUGGCCGCCAAGGUGGCUGUGUUGGAGACCCAGCUCAAAAAAGCACUCCAGGAGCUGCAGGCAGCUCAGGCCCAGCAGGCUGAGCCCCAGCCCCAGGCCUGGCCACCGCCCGACAGCCCUGUCCGUGUGGACACUGUCCGGGUGGUGGAGGGGCCACGGGAGGUGGAGGUGGCAGCCAGCACAGCUGCUGGGGCCCCUGCACAGCGAGCCCAGAGUCUGGAGCCCUAUGGAGCAGGGCUGAGGGCCCUGGCGACAUCCAGCGGGCCCGAGAGCCCCCCUGUGUUUCGCAGCCACGAGGUGGUAGAGGCCAUGUGUCCCAUGCCCACGGCAUCUACCAGCAACGUACACAUGGUGAAGAAAAUCAGCAUCACAGAGCGGAGCUGCAGCGGGGCGGCAGAUCUCCCACAGGGACCUAUAGAGUCGUCCUCAUCCCCCUCAGGGUCUGCAGCAGUCUCUGUGGCACAGAUGGAGAACACAAGCCAAGUGGCCACCUGCAAUGCCACCAACAGGGAGCCCACCAGGGAAGCGGCCUCUUGUGCAUCAUCAGAGGCCAGGGAUGCAGGCGGGCUCCCGGCAGGAGUGCGGUCCAUCAUGAAGCGGAAGGAGGAGCCCACAGACCCUGCCGCCCACCACAGGAGCCUCCAGUUCGUGGGGGUCAAUGGCGGCUAUGAGUCCUCAUCGGAAGACUCCAGCACAGCAGAGAACUUCUCAGACAAUGACAGUACAGAAAAUGAGGCCCCAGAGCCAGAAGCCAGGGUUCCAAGUGUGGCCAAAACCAGCCGGCAAGAAUGCCAGCUCUCUCGGGAGUCCCAACACGUGCCCACAGCUGAGGGGGCAUCAGGAUCCAACUUGGAGGAGGAGGAAAUCCGGAUGGAACUGAGUCCCGACCUCAUCUCGGCCUGCCUGGCCCUGGAGAAGUACCUGGACAAUGCCAACGCCCUCACUGAGCGGGAGCUGAAAGUGGCCUACACCACAGUGCUGCAGGAGUGGCUGCGCCUGGCCUGCCGCAGUGACGCACACCCUGAGCUCGUGCGGCGCCACCUGGUCACCUUCCGGGCCAUGUCCACACGGCUGCUGGACUACGUGGUCAACAUCGCCGACAGCAACGGCAACACAGCACUGCACUAUUCCGUGUCACACGCCAACUUCCCCGUGGUGCAGCAGCUGCUGGACAGCGGCGUCUGCCAGGUGGACAAGCAGAAUCGUGCCGGCUACAGCCCAAUCAUGCUCACCGCACUGGCUACACUAAAGACCCAGGAUGACAUUGAGACUGUUGUUCAGCUCUUCCGGCUUGGUGAUGUCAAUGCCAAGGCCAGCCAGGCAGGACAGACUGCCCUGAUGCUGGCAGUCAGCCAUGGCCGGGUGGAUGUGGUCAAGGCCCUCCUGGCCUGCGAGGCGGACAUCAACGUGCAAGAUGAUGAUGGCUCCACGGCGCUCAUGUGCGCCUGUGAGCAUGGCCACAAGGAGAUCACAAGGCUGCUGCUGGCCGUGCCCAGCUGCGACAUCUCCCUCACUGACCGCGACGGGAGCACUGCUCUAGUGGUGGCCCUGGAUGCAGGGCAGAGCGAGAUCGCAUCCAUGCUGUACUCACGUAUGAACAUCAAGUGCUCGUUCGCCCCAAUGUCAGAUGACGAGAGUCCGGCGUCAUCGUCAGCUGAAGAGUAGUCACAAGGGGGGCUGGAAGGGCCUUCUGGGGCCCAGCCAGCCCAAGUGAACCGUCGUCCCUCGCCCAUCAUCGCCUCCCUUCUCUUCUCCCGCCUCCCCCAACUGCCUCUCCCAAGGCCCAAGUCUCAAAGGCAGGUCGGUUUCCCCUCUUCUUCCCUGGGGGAGCCCCACAUCCAUGGGACUCCAGCUCCAUGUGGGUUUUCCCUGACCCCCCCAGUGCAAAGCCACCACAGCGCAGACCGAAGCUAAAUUCUCAUCCAAGCCGGCGCCAGUGGCUGACGCUGGGGUGUGGGUUUUAUGAAGAACAUGGAGAAAAAUCAGCCGGCAAUUAUGGGUGGAGGAGGCUGAGAGGGAAAAAUAUUGUAUUUUUGAAUCACUGUAGGGGAGGGGCAGGCCCCAUCAGGAGUGGCCACAUUUGCAGGUCACAGUCACAGGGAUUGCAUAGUUUCCUCCUAAUCCUAAAUGUUAGCAUGCUCGGGUUGGUGUCCCAAGUGGCUUCACCUCCACAUCGAAUUGUCUGCUAUAUAAUAGGGUUUUGUCCCUCCCCUCACCCCCAGACGGCUUUCUUGGGGGAAUGUUUCUUCUGAUCACAUCACAAAACGAGAUUGUCCUUCUCGUGUCACCCCAGGGCAAAAAGCUCAUUCCUUUCUUCUGUGCAUCACCCCCAUUCAAACUGGGGGGGCUCAGGACCCUGUGGCCAGUACCCUGGGAGCUCCCGUGACUUGAAGGUAACCUAGUCACAAGGACAAAUUACCUGGACAUCCACCCCGCUCCCAGCACAGAGGCCUUGGCAAGUGUUAAUUUUCCUAGAAAAUCCUUCAGACCUACAGACCAAAGAAAAGGAUCCGGUUCUCAGAGUGGCUGCUGCCUCUACAGCCCGGAACCGUAGACACAGGGCCGUCCUUUUCCUCCCCAGGGCUCCAGAAUCUCUCUCCUCAAAGGAAAGAAAGCAGGGUAUGUGCUUCUUGGCAAAGCACAGGCGAGCUCCAAAAAUCCCAUGUGUGCAUAAUUAAAAGUUGGCUGCCCCGUAGGAUUCUGGGCACAGACUUAAAGAGACAGAUUUGCCGAAAACCAAACAAGGGCCAGCUGGGUUUCUUUCCCUUUCUUUCUCUCUUUUUUUUUUUUUUAACAACCUAGAGACUUUCCAGAACAGAGCCCACUAGAAAUGGGGCUCACCAGAGAGACUCACAAUUUCCUUCUUGGCCUUUUUUUUUUUGUCUCCAGAAUCUCCAAUAUGAUUUCUUUCCUGUUCCUUUUCUUGGUAAACAAGAAAAAGAACAGGGUUCCAAGCUUCUAAAUGUGCCCUGUGAUAGUACCAAGUAUGUGCCUUACCCUUUCUCACCUGGGUCUCAGCUGGCCCUCCAGGGCCUUGAAGCCAAACCUCCUUAGGGCAGAGGAGCCACAGGUUCACUAAGUAAAGCAAAGAGCUACCUUGCCUUCUAGAAAAAGUAGCUUCUUGGUUUGAGGUAGCCUAGCUUGCUUUGAUUUUUAUUGAAAGAUAUACUUAAGACCAAAAAAAAAAAA